AAACGACGACAUUCAAAACAUCAAAAUAACUUGUCCUUAUCGAGAGUCGAAAGUUCGAGCUCUCUGCAUCCCUGCGUUUUCUUUCGCAAAAUUAAUUUCAUCACAGCGGAGGAAAAUCGCAUCUAAAACAGGAAUCCGGUGCAGUGUGCAACCCGUUACCGUUGAAGCCCUUGGGCGCUUCCUAUCUUCUCCGUGUUAGUUGCGUGUAAAGGCACGAAAAUAAAGCCCCAGGCCGAGCAGCAGCAGCAGCAGGCGGAAGAAAGGACGGAAAGAGAAAGUGUGUCGUCGUCUUCGGACACUUCAUCGUCGUCUGCUUCCGCCGUAGUCCUGCAACAAAUAUCCGCAAACAAUCCCCGGCACAGUUCCGAUCGGCACCUACAGCUGAGCUGUCCGUCGCUUCAUCCACCGGAAAGUGCGAGCGACAGUGGUGAAAUUGUAGCGGUGCAACACAACGACGCAGUUUCCUCUGACCCAGCAGUGGCAAGUCGCGAGCUAUCGAAGGAGGAACGAUCACAACAGCUCAAAGGUGCCGAGCAACAACAACAACAACAGUUGGGAGAGUCUAGUAACGGUUGCAGCAGCGGCUACUGGAAGGGAGUUCAGUCGUCAUCAAGGAAUACGAUGCCUGUGAAGGUGGAUAUUGUGCCGCCUCCUCCAAACAACUCAAAACAACUAGGCGUAACCAAAUCCCUGCUUUAUAAUGGUUCCAAAUUUCGGGGAUUCCAAAAAUCCAAGGGCAAUUCGUACGAGGUGGAGGUCGUGCUGCAGUACGUGGACGAAGCCAAUUCUUUUCUCUGCGGCUACUUGAAGAUCACCGGUCUGACCUUUGCUUUCCCCACGCUGACGACCUUUUUCGAUGCGGAAAUUAUUUCCAAGAAAUAUCCGUUUCUGACCCGCAAAUGGGAAGCCGACGAGGACGUAGAUAGGAAGCAUUAUGGAAAGUUUGCCGCCUUUGUGAAUUACGAGGAAAACUUUAAUGCAGACGACUUUGACUAUGACGCGCUGCAGAAGAGCGAUUAUGUUUUUAUGAGAUGGAAGGAGCACUUUCUGGUACCUGACCACACAAUAACAGAUAUCGAUGGAGCUUCGUUUGCUGGAUUCUAUUACAUUUGUUUUCAAAAGUCAAGAGCGAUUAUGGAAGGCUAUUAUUAUCACAGGUCUUCUGAAUGGUACCAAUCCUUGAGACUGGAGCAUGUCCCCGAUUCCUGUAUUCAGAUCUACGAGUUCAGAUGAAUUUAACAAAUAUUUUUGUUUUAGUAUAACUGGACUUACAUUUUGAAACUCCCAUCACUUUCUAAUAUCUAUUCAACAACAGAACAAUUAACGUUAGACAUGCUACCGUGCAGAAGACAACCACCAUAUAAAGGGAAUAAUUUAGAAUCAGCUUUUGCAAUCAUAAAACAUAAACAGAUAUUUCACACGUUAUAAAAAAAAAAUAAAUGAGUUCUGAGAUGCAUCUCGUGCAAACACACAAACACACAUUUGGUGAAUUGUGAGCAAAAACAAUAUAAAAGCGAAUAUCAAUAUACAGCAAAUUACAAGUUUUUAAGAGCUAGCGGUUAGGAGUUUUUUUUUUAUAUUUGAGCGGCAGGAGGAGGAAUGUUUUGGACACUUAGCCACGGAGAACGCAAUGGAACGCAACGUUUUCCAGACAAACAAACAAACAUACAACAAGUUGCAAGUGAUGUUAUUAUUGUGAGCGAUUGUAUAGGCAUAUUUAUAGAUGAUGGACAGCAAGAAAGUCUUUCGAAUGAUGCAACAAAAACACCGAAACACAAUCGUGGUAAAGAAAGUAUAUGUUGUGUGAGCGCCAUUUGAUUUGUUAACGUAUUGUUUAGGAUUCUUAGAAGAAAGAGACAAAAAUUGUGAUGAUAAAAAUUUUGACUGUACGAAAAAAGCGUUUUGUAACGAUUUGGCAGGUAGGAAAGCAAUAAAACGAAUUGCUAUGCCAGUGUGUACGAAUAGCAUUUUAAAUUGUUUUCGCUAAAAUACGUUGUAAUGAACAAACGAAAAAUUAUACGAUCGUUGGGAGUAUUUAAA
This is a messenger RNA of Toxorhynchites rutilus septentrionalis, 2040 nucleotides long. RefSeq names its product glucose-induced degradation protein 4 homolog. The coding region runs from base 622 to 1233 and encodes 203 amino acids. Lineage: Eukaryota; Metazoa; Arthropoda; Insecta; Diptera; Culicidae. The record is from RefSeq and is a predicted model, not a curated record. The transcript has 5 exons. Gene Ontology annotation, cellular component: GID complex; extrinsic component of membrane. Gene Ontology annotation, biological process: protein catabolic process in the vacuole; proteasome-mediated ubiquitin-dependent protein catabolic process; negative regulation of gluconeogenesis.